AUGUCUGAAGGCGACGUCCAGCCUCCCAAAAAGGGCCCUGUCGUGGCGGAAGCCCACGAGGUCGACACCUUCCAUGUUCCUAAACCCUUUUUCACCAAAGGCCCCGGAAAGGCUCACAUUAAGGACCUUGACGAAUACUAUGCCCUGUACAAGGAGUCCAUCGAACAGCCGGAUAAGUUCUGGGCAAAGAUGGCCCGAGAACUACUGGACUGGGACAAAGACUUCAAGACCGUUCGGUCUGGCUCUUUCGCCAAUGGCGACGCCGCGUGGUUUUUAGAGGGUCGCCUCAAUGCCAGCUAUAACUGCGUCGACCGCCACGCCUUCAAAAACCCCGACAAGCCUGCUGUGAUCUACGAGGCAGACGAACCCGGCGAGGGUCGUGUCCUCACCUACGGCGAGCUCCUCCGCGAAGUUUCACGAGUAGCCUACACCCUAAAACAGAUGGGUGUCAGGAAAGGCGAUACCGUUGCCCUCUACCUGCCCAUGAUUCCUGAAGCAGUCAUUUCCUUCCUCGCCGUCACCCGCAUUGGCGCCGUGCACUCGGUUGUCUUUGCCGGUUUCUCAUCCGGCUCGCUAGCAGACCGAAUCAACGACGCCAAUUCCAAAGUCGUCAUCACCACCGACGAAGGAAAGCGUGGCGGCAAACUGAUCGGGACCAAGAAGAUUGUGGAUGAAGCACUGAAGAAAUGCCCGGGUGUCACUCACGUGCUCGUCUAUCAGAGGACAGGUGCGGAUGUACCCUGGACAAAAGGCCGAGAUUACUGGUGGCAUGAAGAGACUGCAAAAUACCCCGCCUAUAUUGCCCCGGAGUCCAUGGCAUCGGAGGAUCCUCUUUUCCUGCUCUACACGUCGGGCUCUACUGGUAAGCCCAAAGGUGUCAUGCACUCGACCGCAGGCUACCUCCUAGGUGCUGCAACAACCGGCAAGUACGUCUUCGAUAUCCACGACAAUGAUGUCUUCUUCUGUGGUGGUGAUGUCGGUUGGAUCACUGGGCAUACCUACGUCGUGUAUGCGCCACUCCUCCUUGGUGUCGCGACCGUGGUCUUCGAGGGUACGCCAGCCUACCCCAACUUCUCCCGAUACUGGGACGUGAUCGACAAGCACAGCGUCACGCAAUUCUAUGUCGCCCCCACCGCUCUCCGCCUGUUGAAGAGAGCUGGUGAUGAACAUAUCCACCAUCAGCUGCACAAGCUGCGAGUUUUGGGCUCGGUUGGUGAGCCAAUCGCAGCCGAGGUCUGGAAGUGGUAUUUCGAAGCUGUCGGCAAGGAAGAGGCUCAUAUUGUUGACACCUACUGGCAAACCGAGACCGGCUCUCAUGUGAUCACACCGCUGGCUGGUGUGACGCCGACGAAACCGGGCAGUGCCUCGCUGCCCUUCUUCGGUAUUGAACCUGCGAUUAUUGACCCAGUCUCUGGUGAGGAAAUUGAGGGCAAUGAUGUGGAGGGGGUGCUGGCAUUCAAGCAGCCGUGGCCAAGCAUGGCGCGAACUGUCUGGGGUGCACAUCAAAGAUACAUGGACACCUAUUUGAACGUGUACAAGGGUUAUUAUUUUACUGGUGACGGCGCCGGUCGUGACCACGAAGGUUACUACUGGAUUCGGGGUCGUGUCGAUGACGUCGUUAAUGUCUCUGGGCAUCGUUUGUCGACUGCAGAAAUCGAAGCUGCCCUCAUCGAACACGAAGGGGUCGCUGAAGCUGCCGUGGUUGGUAUCAACGACGAACUCACAGGCCAAGCUGUCAAUGCAUUUGUGUCGUUGAAGGAUGGCGUGGAUAGUGGUGAACCGAUACGCAAGGACCUGAUCCUCCAAGUGCGCAAGUCCAUUGGUCCGUUUGCAGCACCAAAGGCCGUCUUCGUCGUCGACGAUCUCCCCAAGACUCGCUCCGGCAAGAUCAUGAGGAGAAUUCUGAGAAAGAUUUUGAGCGGAGAGGAGGACAGCCUUGGAGAUACGUCGACCCUCAGCGAUCCCAGUGUGGUUGACAAGAUCAUCGAGACAGUCAAGGCGUCAAAGAAGAAGUGA
This is a messenger RNA of Fonsecaea nubica, 2016 nucleotides long. RefSeq names its product acetyl-coenzyme A synthetase. Gene Ontology annotation, molecular function: acetyl-CoA synthetase activity; AMP binding. Gene Ontology annotation, cellular component: cytosol. The coding region runs from base 1 to 2016 and encodes 671 amino acids. Lineage: Eukaryota; Fungi; Ascomycota; Eurotiomycetes; Chaetothyriales; Herpotrichiellaceae. The transcript is spliced from 4 exons. The record is from RefSeq and is a predicted model, not a curated record.